Messenger RNA from Diversispora eburnea, 597 nucleotides. The record is from the annotation of a GenBank genome assembly. Lineage: Eukaryota; Fungi; Glomeromycota; Glomeromycetes; Diversisporales; Diversisporaceae.
AUGUCAGACGCUGAAAAUGAUAAUCAAAAUGAUCAAAAAAAUUUGGAAGAAGGGAAAUCGGAAGAAAAAGAAAUAGAAGAAGAAGAACCAACUGAAACUACCGAUUUUGCAGAUUUACCUAGAAUGAAAAAAAAGAAAAAGAAAACCAUGACAGAAUUUAUAGCGCAAUUAAAUGAUGGAGUAGAAGAUGCAACACGAACAGAAGAUGACGUAUUUGCAACAGAUGGAGAACAUGUUGAUAAAGAAACAAAACUUUUAGGGCGAGUUUUUCAUAUCCUUCGUCAAAAUAAUCCGGAACUUGCAGGAGAAAAGAGAAGAUAUACAAUUGUUCCACCAGCAGUUCAUCGGGAAGGAAAUAAAAAGACAAUCUUUGCGAAUGUUGCUGAUAUUUGCAAGAGAAUGCACAGACAACCCGAGCAUGUUAUUCAAUUCUUGUUUGCAGAAUUAGGUACAAGUGGGUCAAUCGAUGGAGCACAGAGGCUUAUUAUUAAAGGAAGAUUUCAACAAAAACAACUUGAAAAUGUUUUACGAAGAUAUAUAGGUUUCAAAGCGCAAACAGAAAAGAGAGCUGCACAAAGAAGAGCUGCUGCUGUAUAA